Molecule: messenger RNA, 2065 nt
Organism: Ctenocephalides felis (cat flea)
Lineage: Eukaryota; Metazoa; Arthropoda; Insecta; Siphonaptera; Pulicidae
Product: myotubularin-related protein 9-like
Exons: 7
Coding region: 174-1862 (562 amino acids)
Biological process (GO): negative regulation of autophagy
Source: RefSeq, a predicted model, not a curated record
AUCCUUUACCCUCCAAUUUAAAAUCUUACCCAAUUUUACCCUUCUAAUCUUUUAUCCCUUUUGAGGUUAUGUAGUUGAUUUUUAUCAUUAAUUUGUGAAACCGCCCACUUUAUGGAGAUUUUAAACAAAUAUUCUAUCGCAAGUGUUCCAAAGAAGUUUCUAGAGUUCGAGAAAUGGAAUUUGCUGAGUUUAUAUCAAUACCAAAAUUAGAUGGUGUGAUUUUGCAUAGUCCUUUCUGUACGAAAUUUAAUGGAACGCUCUGUAUUACGGGUCAUCAUAUUAUUUUGAGCUCGAGACAAGAAGGAGCUGAAGAAUUAUGGAUUCUUCAUAAAUGCAUCGACCAUGUGGACAAGAAACUGAACAUGGUGAACAACGUACACAGAGGCGGAACAAUAAUUAUCAAGUGCAAAGAUUUUAGAAUAAUACAACUCGAAAUAGCCACAACGCCUGAAUUCAACGCUAUUUAUACUACUAUAGAUAAAAUACAUUUUUUAGAUGACAUCCCGCAGUCUUACCCAUUUUUUUAUCGCCCUAUGUAUAAUAUAUUAGAAGACGGGUAUACACUUUUUAGGCCUGAAACCGAAUAUGCAAAAGUGUUAUCAAGUGACGAUUGGCGACUGAGUUUUGUAAAUAAAGAUUUUUCAAUUUGUCCAACUUAUGGAUCGAUAGUCGUAGUACCUAGACGAGUUAGUGAUGAAGUCCUGAUAGCGUCUGCUUUGUUUAGAGACGGUGGACGGUUUCCUGUUUUUAGUUAUAAACAUGAAAAUGGGGCUGUGUUACUUAGAAGUUCCCAACCACUAGUGGGUUCAAACCUAAGAAGGUGUAGACAAGACGAAUUAAUUCUAAAUUCGAUCCUGUUUUUCGAUAAAAGAGGCUACAUAAUCGAUACGAGAUCUACGAAUCUUUUGAGUCAUUGCAAAAGCAAAGGCGGAGGCAGUGAACCCGAUCAGCAUUACACGCAAUGGAAGAAACUACAUAGACCUUUGGAUAAAGUCUCUCAUGGGUUGCUGGAGUCUCUUACUAAGUUAGUUGAAGCUUGUAAUGACACCGGAUGCAGUUCUGAUAAAUGGAUAUCCCGAUUAGAAUCCUCAGGCUGGUUAGGACAUGUCCUUAGCACAUUAUCGGUAUCAUGUUUAGUAGCCCAAUGUUUAGAAUUAGAAGGUUGUCCUGUUUUGGUACACGGCACCAAAGGAAUGGACUCCACAUUACUGGUCACUAGUUUAACACAAAUCAUUUUGAAUCCUGAUUGUCGAACCGUCAGGGGUCUCCAAGCUCUCAUAGAAAGAGAAUGGGUCCAAGCCGGUUACCCGUUUACAACCAGGCAUAGGUUUUCUUGUUACAGCAACAGUCAGGAUGGUAGAAAUAAACAAAACAAUGCGACGUUUUUGCUGUUUUUAGAUUGUGUUCAUCAAAUACACAAACAGUUCAGUUUGAGCUUUGAAUUUACAAUCGAUUACCUGAUUGAGCUGUUUGAGCAGAGUUAUUUUAGCCAGUAUGGUACUUUCCUCGGCGAUUGCGAAAAAGAACGACAAUUCUUCAAGCUAUUCACAAGAACCACAAGUCUCUGGUCCUAUUUAAACAGACCAGACAUCAUCGUAAAAUAUCUGAAUCCGGUUUACGAGCCAAAUUCGCACAUAAUUUGGCCAUCGGUGGCACCAGUAAGUAUUGUACUUUGGAGAGAAUUAUUUUUAAGAUGGGUGGUCGACCAAAAACAUCAGAAAUUUGCCGGAGAGAUUAUUAAAAAUAUCGUCGCCGAAGAUAAAGAGAUCCGGAGCCUUACUGUUAAAUUGAGGAAAUCGGCGCUGGAUUUGUAUAAGGGACUGCAAAGUACAAAAACGAGUACAACUUCGGGGAAUGAUUGAUCUUUUGUUUUUUGCCAGGUAGUAGGAAUUUUUAUAAAUUUUUUAUUAAGUUUUAUUAUUUUUAGUUAAUGUUUGUUAUGUCGAAUUUUAAGUGUGGGGUUAUGUAAAAUUGAUUUGCUACGGUCAAAUAUUUUGUUGAAGAUGCAGAUCCGGAUGUUAAAAUAUUAUUAAAUUUUAUUAUCCAUAUUUAGCGGCCGAUUCUG